Beta vulgaris subsp. vulgaris (sugar beet) is the source of this 1345-nucleotide messenger RNA. Its product is annotated as agamous-like MADS-box protein MADS4. NCBI's taxonomy places the organism in Eukaryota, Viridiplantae, Streptophyta, Magnoliopsida, Caryophyllales, Amaranthaceae. Bases 407 to 1135 code for a protein of 242 amino acids. Gene Ontology annotation, biological process: positive regulation of transcription by RNA polymerase II. The record is from RefSeq and is a predicted model, not a curated record. Gene Ontology annotation, cellular component: nucleus. Gene Ontology annotation, molecular function: protein dimerization activity; RNA polymerase II cis-regulatory region sequence-specific DNA binding; DNA-binding transcription factor activity, RNA polymerase II-specific. The transcript has 9 exons.
UUCCAUUAAAAAAAUCUUUUACAAGGACAUGUCAUUUUUCAAAACCUACCCGAGGAGAAACAGGAAAAAAAGAAAAGAAAAUACCCACAUCACAUUCUUGCACAUGUACAAAAAUUUACGAGUACAUAGUUCUAUCUGCCUCCGGAAACACCUAAGAACAUAAUUAUGCAAACAAAAGUUUUUAUUAGAGAUCAAAAAUAACUACAUCUAAUAAAGCUCUCCCAUAAAUUCCUUUUUUCUUUUUUGAAGGGAAUAUGAUACAAAAAUCAAAAGUCUAAAAACCCAAAUAAAAUAAAAUAAAAUAAAAAUUUGAGAAUAAAGAAAUAAACUUUCUUAUUAAGACAACAAGAGAGAAGAAGAAGAAGUAGGAGAGAGAAAGAGAAAAACUUUAGAAAGAAAGAAGAAAAUGGGGAGAGGAAGAGUAGAGUUGAAGAGGAUAGAAAACAAGAUCAACAGACAAGUUACCUUCGCAAAGAGAAGAAAUGGGCUUUUGAAGAAAGCUUAUGAACUUUCUGUACUUUGUGAUGCUGAAGUUGCUCUCAUCAUCUUCUCCAAUAGAGGAAAACUCUUUGAGUUUUGCAGUAGCCCUAGCAUGCUCAAGACUCUAGAGAGGUAUCAAAAGAGCAACUAUGGAGCACCGGACAACACUGUAUCUACAAGAGAGGCCCUGGAACUAAGUAGUCAGCAGGAGUAUCUAAAGCUUAAAGCGCGCCAUGAGGCCCUUCAGCGAACACAUAGGAAUCUUAUGGGAGAGGAUCUUGGUCCUUUAAGCAGCAAGGAGCUUGAAUCUCUUGAGAGGCAGCUUGAUAUGUCAUUGAAGCAGAUCAGAUCGACUAGGACCCAGUACAUGGUUGAUCAACUUACUGAUCUUCAAAGGAAGGAACAUAUGCUUAAUGAAGCAAACAGGACCCUUAAACAAAGGUUGAUUGAAGCAAAUCAAGCAAGUUCUCUGCAAUGGAAUGUGCAUGAUAUUGGUUAUGAUAGACAACCUGCUCAACCUCAUGAUGAUAGCUUCUUUCACCCUUUAGAUUGUGAACCCACACUGCAAAUGGGGUACGCAUUCUACCAGAAUGAUGCAGUAAAUGCAGCAGCGGGAGGCAGUGUCAAUAAUUUCAUGCCAAAUUGGCUACCAUGACCAAUAACAAUAUGAAUAUAACCUAUGCCUUUGCCUCUUGAAAGGCCUCAUAAAAAAUGGUUGUGAAUUUCUAGCUUUAAUCCACACCACCAAAUGUAUCCUAUCCCUCCAUAUAUAUACUAUAUGAUUAGUCAUUCUGUGUGUAAGAGCUAUUAAGAACUAUAAAAACCAGAUUAUUUGCUGUUAUAUAUAUAUGUAUUUGCAUUUUUA